CGGUCACGUGAUCAUCACCCUCCACACACAUCAGUCGAGAGCGCGAGCGCUGUCGCACAAGUUUUGAGGAAAAAAAUAGGUUAUAAACUACCUUUUAAUUACAUUUAUAAUGGCGAGCACAUCUUUUGUGAUUUCUGUGUCGGUUAUGACUGUAUUUUGGGGUCUUGUUGGUGGAGUUAUUCCGUGGUUUAUUCCUAAAGGACCGAAUCGAGGAGUCAUUGUGACCAUGCUGGUUUUGACUGCUGUUUGCUGCUACUUAUUCUGGCUGAUUGCUAUUCUCGCCCAGCUCAAUCCAUUGCUUGGACCAUCACUGAGCAACGAUACCAUCUGGUACCUUUACUAUCAUUGGCCAUAGGGUCCAUCACGGGGUCCCUUCAUAAACCAGAUGCUGGAGGCAUGCACAGUGCCAAAACUGAUAACAUUUCACUGACGCUUUCUGUGAAAGGGAGAGAUCCUAUUGAUUGAAGCUUUACAUGCUUUAUUCCUAAUCAAAAAAUGACACCCACACUGCAAAAAAAGCACUUUCUUAGUAUUUUUGUCUUGAGUACAAAUAUCAAAAGAAAAUGUGUCUAGUUUAUAGAUAAAAAAUAUCAAAUUUAAGUAAACGUGUGCUUAAAAAAAAUCUGUCAAUGGGGUAAGAAAUAAAAUCUUGGAAAAAUCAGCUUACCCAAUUUUGGCAGAUUUUUUUUUUUUUUUUGCUAGAAAUUCACUUAAAUUUGAUAUUUUGUGCAUAAAAACUACUUAUUUUCUUAGAUAAUUAUGCCCACCGAGAAAUUAAUGUUGAUUUAAGAAGUUUUAGAUAUUUGUACAAAAAACAAGACAAAAAUACUAAUCAAAAAGGCAUUUUUUUUGCAGUGCAUAUGUUUGUGUAAUAAGAUCUGUGUUUAUAUAUUUAUUUGGUUUUUUUGACAGAAAUAAUAUGCAAUUAAAACUUUGCUUUUGUUUUCUAUUUGUAUUACGACGGCAUUGUUUUUUUGUAUAGUUUGUGUCAUGUAACCGUCCUGUCUUUUGUACAUGUAUGAUUCUGUAUGUUCAAUAAAAUUACAAAAGGAGAGUGGA
Messenger RNA from Paramisgurnus dabryanus, 1059 nucleotides. RefSeq names its product ATPase H+ transporting V0 subunit e1 (gene atp6v0e1). Gene Ontology annotation, cellular component: proton-transporting V-type ATPase, V0 domain. NCBI's taxonomy places the organism in Eukaryota, Metazoa, Chordata, Actinopteri, Cypriniformes, Cobitidae. The record is from RefSeq and is a predicted model, not a curated record. Gene Ontology annotation, molecular function: proton-transporting ATPase activity, rotational mechanism. Gene Ontology annotation, biological process: proton transmembrane transport.